AUGCCUCCAGAUGGAUCAACCUUCACGGCUCUAAACCUCCCACCGACAUUCGAACUACCUCAAUGCAUGGAAUACUUCACACUCCGAGCGGGUCCGAACACAGAUCUAUGGCGCAAACCACCUAACGGCGAAACCUCCACAGCGCCGAUCGUCUUCACAUCCCUCCGCCACCCAUUCGUCGUAGCGGAAGUAACCGUGAGCGCAGACUGGGAAAUGGAAUGGGACCAAGGCGGCCUAGUGAUAUUCGCCGGCGCAGCACCACAAUCCUUCUCCUCGGAAGUCGACGGACCACCCUUCCGCACCGCCCCACGCUCCCCCUGCAAAUGGGUGAAAGCCGGAAUGGAAUUUUCGUCGGGCACCGUGAAUGCGUCGUCCGUGAGCGCCACGGCCGAUGGCGCGGACUGGUGUUUGUCGCCGUUAGCGCAGUCGGCUCAGACCGGAUUGGGGAUCCACUCGCUACGCAUCAAACUCGAGCGUGUCGGGCAUGCGCUGUGGAUUUGGUACCAGGUGCCCUCGGUGUCGCCGUUCGCUCUCUCGCCUGGUGCGGUGGGGAAUACCUGGAAGAAGUUGCGUGAGGUGACUUGGUUCUUUUAUGGGGUUGAGGAUAAGUUUGUUCAUGUUGGGGUUUAUGCGAGUCGGCCGAUGGGUAUGUCCCGGGGGGAACUAUGUGGGAUGCUAUGCAUGGGAUGA
Messenger RNA from Penicillium crustosum, 690 nucleotides. RefSeq lists its product as uncharacterized. The record is from RefSeq and is a predicted model, not a curated record. The transcript has a single exon. NCBI's taxonomy places the organism in Eukaryota, Fungi, Ascomycota, Eurotiomycetes, Eurotiales, Aspergillaceae. The coding region runs from base 1 to 690 and encodes 229 amino acids.